GGUUGAUCAAGUUUGGCGUGGGCCGAAAUUCCAACAGUGAAAACCACGUUUUGAAAAUUAUAAAGUACCGACGGAAGAAUAACAAGGCAAGGCAAAGGGACUGGAGGCGCGACCGAAGCAUCGAUCAAAGGCGUGUGUGGUGGCCGGUCAAAAUGGAGGUGGAGGUUGACGAUAACGAGCUCAAGGCCGCUGGAGCCGAGCUUCUCACUGACGGACGUCGUGGCAUCCGUAUCCAUGGUUGGGAGGUCGAGUCCCGCAAGUGCUCCAUUCUCACCUCUUCCACCUUUGAACAGUGGGGAGAAAAGCUUCAUACAUCCCAUUUGCCAGAAAUGAUAUUUGGGGACAGUUGUUUGGUUCUUAAGCACAUCCAUAGUGGCACUAAAAUUCAUUUUAAUGCAUUUGAUGCACUACUCGGAUGGAAACAGGAAGGGCUGCCGCCUGUGGAAGUUCCGGCCGCUGAAAAAUGGAAAUUCCGCAGCAAACCCUCCCAACAGGUCAUUUUGGAUUAUGAUUAUACUUUUACAACACCAUAUCGUGGAAGUGAAACAAUUGAGAUGGAUGCAACCAAGCAUGGAGAGGUUGCCUCUGAGGGAAUCUACAAUCUCCAGUGGGAGGACUGCAAGGAGAAAAUUGAUGUGGCUGGACUGGCGCCAAAAGAGCCUAUUCUAUUCUAUGAUGAGGUAAUAUUGUAUGAAGAUGAACUGGCAGAUAAUGGAGUGUCACUUCUAACUGUUAAAGUGAGAGUCAUGCCAAGUUCUUGGUUUCUUCUAUUGCGCUAUUGGCUCAGAGUUGAUGGAGUGCUUAUGAGAAUAAGAGACACUCGUAUGCAUUGUGUAUUUGGUGACAAUUCAAAUCCAACUAUUCUUCGAGAAAGCUGCUGGAGAGAGGCUACAUUUCAAUCUUUAUCUGCAAAAGGAUACCCUUCUGAUUCUGCUGCUUACAGCGACCCCAGCAUCAUCAGCCAGAGACUUCCCAUUGUCAUGCACAAGUCUGAAGUGCUUAAAGUCCCUGGUAACCUCUAGAGCUGUAAAAAUUAUAUGCACGGAAGAUUGUUGAAUUUAGCCUUUCAUUAUGGUUCUGGUUGAUGUUAAACUUAUUUAUUUACAAAAAAGGAAAAAAAUGGAAUAAACGACUACAUUUUCUUGUAACUCCAAGUUUCCAUCUGUAGUGUUUUUUCAGAAAUAUUGCUCAAUUAGUUCAGGGUAGGGAAAUAAAUAAAGGAAAAGGCGAGCAUUAACUGAA
Molecule: messenger RNA, 1242 nt
Organism: Humulus lupulus (European hop)
Lineage: Eukaryota; Viridiplantae; Streptophyta; Magnoliopsida; Rosales; Cannabaceae
Product: TIP41-like protein
Exons: 8
Coding region: 153-1022 (289 amino acids)
Biological process (GO): TOR signaling
Cellular component (GO): cytosol
Source: RefSeq, a predicted model, not a curated record